Molecule: messenger RNA, 2265 nt
Organism: Yamadazyma jaroonii
Lineage: Eukaryota; Fungi; Ascomycota; Pichiomycetes; Serinales; Debaryomycetaceae
Source: the annotation of a GenBank genome assembly
AUGGCAUUGCAUAAUUCUUCUCCCAACAUUGAAGAGAGAUUUUCUAAAAUCGAUAUCCAUAAAAAUGAUGCCCGUAAAGGUAAUAGUCUGAGAUUAAAAGAUCCAUUAACGAUACCAGUAAAUCCUAACUUAUCAACCUCCAAAAGGGCAGAGCAGAGGAACUUGUCUCGGUCAAGUUCUUCCAACAACUUGGCGAACCUUUACGUAUCCAAAACACCUUCAAGAAAUCCUACAGCCCCUAAAGCUUUACUGACGGCCAAAGCUAACAGGAAAGCCUUAUCAUCACAUUUACAACAAGAGAGUCGAUCCGUAGGAGGAACGCCUUACAAGGUAGCAGAAUUUUCAUACAUGAGAGAUACUUCAUCUUCCAUAAGGAAAAUUAACAACCCAUUCAACACAAACAUCAACACAUCUCCAACAAAGAAAUCAUUCCAAAGACCAUUAAAUCCACAACCCAAUUUACCACAAUCAAGAAAGAUCCUUUCCACACGACCUACAGAUAUAACAAAUCUCAACUAUGAAAAAUCAAGGAAACCUGAACUUCCUAAACUAUCACCACGAAGACACGUUUCCCAACCUUUUGAAUCAACAAAAUCAAUAGAAACAAAAUCUGAUGUUCACACAAGACUUUAUAAUGAUUCCAAAGUCAGAGUACCAUCUUUACCUCAUUUCAAUCACCCAACAUCGCAUAACCCCCCACAAGUCGAUAAUCCUCGACCUAUAAGGAGAAGUUCAGGAAAUUUCGAUUUUGAUAAAACAAUUACUAAAGUUGAAACCCUUGAAGAACUUUAUCAAAUAAUCUAUGAAGAAGAUCCAAAUUUAUUUGAAGAUACCAAUCAUAAAGAGUAUGAAUAUCAAGAUCCAAGACCUCCUCAGGAUCUUCAACAAAGUGACUUAACAAACCAAAAUCCCCUUGAUAUUUAUGAAAGAGGUGAGAUACUCAGGAGGAAAGAUGUUUAUUUUGUUCCACCAACUUCAGAUCAAAUCGACAGGAAGAUAAAUAUAAGGAAUUAUAGUAAUAAUUAUGGCUUUGAUGAUGCUAAUGGGAAUUAUAUUGUAGUUCCCAAAGAUCAUAUAAAUUAUCGAUAUGAAAUUUUAUCAGUAUUGGGUAAUGGAUCGUUUGGAAAUGUUGUAAAAUGUAAAGAUAAGAAAUAUCUCAGUAAAUCCAUAAAUUCCAAUAAAAUUGUGGCUAUCAAGAUCAUAAAAAAUGACUUAAAUUGGUCUUUACAAGCUGUUUAUGAGAUCAAAAUGUUGAAGCAUUUAAAUGGUAACAGAACUGCUAUAAACUCAAAUGAUCCUUACACAAAUGAAUAUGGAUCACUGGACUGUCCAGUAUUGACAUAUUACGACCAUUUCCAUUUCAGAGGACAUAUGUGCAUUGUUACUGAACCAUUAUCGAUAAAUUUAUAUUCAUUAUUAGAAAUCAUCAAAUUCCAAGGACUAUCAUUACCAUUGAUUAAAAUUUUCACCACCAAAAUUCUUCAAGGUUUGAAAUAUAUCCACGACAAGAAUGUUAUACAUUGUGAUAUUAAGCCUGAAAAUAUCAUGAUGAAAGUUCCUCCACAUUUCAAUCUUGAUAAUUUAAAUGAAGAAUCAGUAGUGAUUAAGAUAGUCGAUUUCGGAUCUUCUUGUUUUACUAACGAGAUAUCUUACCUGUAUAUUCAAUCUCGGUUUUAUAGAGCUCCUGAGGUUAUUAUCGGUGCUAAGUAUGACAAGAUGAUAGAUAUUUGGUCAAUAGGUUGUCUUAUAGCCGAAUUAUUCACAGGAGAUCCUUUACUACCAGGGAAAAAUGAAUUGGAACAAAUAGCAUAUAUUUUAGAAUUAUUUGGUUCACCAAGUUCUUCUUUAAUAACUCAACAAAGACAUCAAUUAUUAAGGUCCAUCAAGGAGAGGAAAUCAACCAAGAAAUUUGAUGAAAAAUUGGCUGAAAACCCCAAUAUCUUACAAGUUGGGUUAGCUGACGAAAAGACCAUCAAGAAAACUCUCCUUUAUACAUUAUUUGAUAUGGAAGGUAAGAUCAACAUGCAAUUCUUAAAUAUGCGAGUCAAUGCUGCAUCCACCACUAACCCAAAUUUCAAUCAACCAAGGAAAGUUUUCAAAGUAUCUUCAAAAAAUCUUGAAGUCCGUUUAAGACUCAGAUCAUGUGAUGAAGAUAGGAGAGAUUCAGCUUUAUUCAUGAAAUUUCUUACAAAAAUCUUUAAAUGGAAUCCCAUUGAACGAGCAGAUGCUAGUCAAUUACUAAAUGACCCAUUUUUAAGUGUAUAA